Molecule: messenger RNA, 2094 nt
Organism: Myotis daubentonii (Daubenton's bat)
Lineage: Eukaryota; Metazoa; Chordata; Mammalia; Chiroptera; Vespertilionidae
Gene: CDKL3
Product: cyclin dependent kinase like 3
Biological process (GO): dendrite extension; positive regulation of dendrite morphogenesis; protein phosphorylation
Cellular component (GO): nucleus
Molecular function (GO): ATP binding; protein serine/threonine kinase activity
Source: RefSeq, a predicted model, not a curated record
GAAGCAGGGCUUAAGAAUGGAGAUGUAUGAAACUCUUGGAAAAGUGGGAGAAGGAAGUUAUGGAACAGUCAUGAAGUGUAAACAUAAGGAUACCGGGCAGGUAGUGGCCAUUAAGAUAUUUUAUGAGACACCAGAAAAAUCUGUCAACAAAAUUGCAACGAGAGAAAUAAAGUUUCUAAAGCAAUUCCAUCAUGAAAACCUGGUCAAUCUGAUUGAAGUUUUUAGACAGAAAAAGAAAAUUCAUUUGGUAUUUGAAUUUAUUGACCACACAGUAUUAGAUGAAUUACAACAUUAUUGUCAUGGACUAGAGAGUAAACGACUUAGAAAAUACCUCUUCCAAAUCAUUCGAGCAAUUGAAUAUCUUCACAAUAAUAAUAUCAUUCAUCGAGAUAUAAAACCUGAGAAUAUUUUAGUAUCCCAGACAGGAAUUAUUAAACUCUGUGAUUUCGGAUUUGCACGAAUGCUAGCAGCUCCUGGGGAUAUUUAUACAGACUAUGUGGCCACACGCUGGUAUAGAGCUCCAGAAUUAGUAUUAAAAGAUACCUCUUACGGAAAACCUGUGGAUAUCUGGGCUUUGGGCUGUAUGAUCAUCGAGAUGGCCACUGGAAAUCCCUUUCUUCCUAGCAGCUCUGAUUUGGAUUUACUUCAUAAAAUUGUUUUAAAAGUAGGCAAUUUGACACCUCACUUGCAGAAUUUCUUUUCCAAGAGUCCUAUUUUUGCAGGGGUGGUCCUUCCUCAAGUUCAACACCCCAAGAAUGCAAGAAAAAAAUACCCAAAGCUAAAUGGAUUGUUAGCAGAUAUAGUUCAUGCUUGUUUACAAAUUGCUCCUGCUGAGAGAAUAUCAUCUGCUGAUCUUUUGCAUCAUGAGUAUUUUACUAGAGAUGGAUUUAUUGAAAAAUUCGUACCAGAACUAAGAGCUAAAUUACUACAGGAAGCAAAAGUCAAUUCAUUCAUAAAGUCAAAGGAGAAUUCUAAAGAAAAUGAACUUAUGAAAGAUGAAAGAAAAACAAUGCAUACUGAUACACUUCUACGAACUUCAGUUUUGGGAAAGGAAAUGGAAAAAGAGAAAAAGCCCAAGGAAAUAAAAAACAGAGUUAUUAAAGUCAAAGGAGGAAAAGUAGAUACCUUAGAACCAAAAAAGACAGAGUAUGAAAGUGGACAUGGUCAGUCAGAUGCAAUUGAAAAUGCUCAUACUGUGUCUCAAAAUGUAAAAUCUGUAAUCAAUGAACCACCAAACCCUGCCAAUCCCAGCACUAACUCUACUGGCAUGAAAGACAAUCCACAUGCUGGAGGUAAUAUGAUGAUGCCACCCAUCAACCUAACUAGCAGUAACUUGAUGGCUUCCAAUCUCAAUUCAAAUCGCUCCCACUCCAAUUCAAGGUUAACUGAAAGAGCAAAAAAGAGACAUACUUCCUCACAAUCUAUUGGACACGCCAUGACUAAUAACAGGCAAGAGGAUACAGGUCCCACUCAAAACCAAAUGGAAAAAGGUGUAUUCAGUGAGCGGACAAGUCACAGUGACCAUAUGGCAAGUGGAAAUAAAAGGAAGCUGAAUUUCUCCAGACCUGACAGGAGAGAAUUCCAUUUCCCAAAACUGCCUUUCAUAAUACAAUCAAGUGAGACGAAAAGAACGGAAGUUAAACAGAUAAAAGUGCCAAAGAAGGAAUCAAAGAAAACAGAGUCAUCUAAAAUACCAACUUUACUUAAUAUGGACCAAAAUCAAGAAAAACAAGAGAAUGCAGGAAAUGCACAAACUGAAAGGAAGAAGAACCUCCCAGAUGCAGAAUAGAAAAGGCAGCAGCUGAAAAUUCAGGGAAUCCCAGAAUCACUGGUGGAGAUGGCCAUUGUUCGGAGAAAAAUUUCAAGAGGAGCAGAUUUUUUUGGGUAGCGUCUUUUAAAUCUUAAAAUACAAAUUGGCAAGUCUUCCCUUUUUAUUUUAUAUACAGUAGAAAUGUAACGAGCUGUAAGUAGGCCAUUCAUCUGCAUUAGCAUCAUUCCACUUCAUUUUGUUAGCAAACCAUUCACUGUUUUCAUCUUUCUUCUAAGAAUUCUGUUGAUGUGAUGCUCUGAUUUGAAAUUAAAGUCAUCUGUCUU